Messenger RNA from Dentiscutata erythropus, 1377 nucleotides. The record is from the annotation of a GenBank genome assembly. Lineage: Eukaryota; Fungi; Glomeromycota; Glomeromycetes; Diversisporales; Gigasporaceae.
UUAGAAGAAAUGCUGUUUGAACAUUACAGUUCAGGAGACGAUCACAAUCAUUUGGCAAAUAAGGAAAACGAAAAUUCGGAUUUUCCAACUUCUCACGUGAAAUGUCAACAAUCCGACGAAGACGAAAUCCCCAACCUUUAUUGCACCAAUCAUGAGAGUAGUGCAGUCAUACAAAGUUUUUCUUGUGCCAGACCUGAAGAAACUAAUCAUCAAGAAGUGGAAGAAACCCAACUUCAUUAUAUUUUAAACGAUGAUCAAUCUAAGUCCCAAAAAUCCUGUGAAAGCUUUGGCACCAAUUCUCCACAAAAUUGCCGGUCUUUUGAACAGGAUUACUCUUCCGUUCCUUCGUUUAUGGAGCCCUCACGUCAUCAUUUUCAAUCUAUGAUGUGUUGUAACGAUCCUUGUUGCAAGGAGGCAUGCGAGUAUACAAAUUCAUCAUCCAUUGGAACCGAGAUCAUGCAGUUUUCUUGGAAUGUAGAUGAUCCUCAGUUCUCUAGUUCUCUCAUGCCAUUCCCAUCAUCCUCAGAUGAAGACGUAACGGUCCCAGUUUAUCGGUGGAAUGGCCAUAUUGUUAGUUUGCCCAAUCAUUCCUUGCAGUUACCAACAUCUUUGCAUCAAAUAUCCUCACCAAAUUUAUUCACUCAAACACAAUCUAAUAAGAGGACUAUGCAAGAAGAUUUGUUUUCUGAUCUCUCGUUAAAUGAGCUUAACAAGCCGUAUGCCCUGCCUACGAUUUCUAAUGUUCAUCAACAAACCAACUCAUUUCGCAAACGUGCUAAAGCUGUGCUAAACAAUCAAAUUCCAAAUAUUACACCCAGUAACUCUCCUGUCAUGCUGUUGUCUUUGGAGUCUACGGUUGAAUAUGAACAAGAUACUUUCAAACAAUUUCAAGCAAAAUAUGAAGCUUAUAAAUUUCAACCAAGAAUUGACUUGAAUGAUAUUGUUCCUGAGACACCUGAGCCACCUGUAGACCUUAAUGAUCCAAGACCUGAUGCACAACCUCGUAGGCAAAAACUGAAGUAUCCAGGUGACAUGUACACGCCACAGUGGGUAAGGUACUCCGGUCAUUCCAAGGAAGGAUUUUGUAAUGAUUGUAAACCAGGAAAAUGGCUACAACUGAAAAACAGCGCAUAUUGGUAUCAUAAACAAUUCUUUCAUGGAAUCUCUUCCGUAUCUGGCAAAAUGUUUGUUCCGCCUGUCGAAACGCGUAAAUUCGAUUCUGGUGAUUGUACUGAAGGUCUGUGUCAUCAAUGUGGUCAAUGGGUUCCAAUUGCAACGAGCAAGAAAAAAAAUUCCAUGCUUUGGUUUCGUCAUGCACAUAAAUGUCAUGUUUAUGUCAAGCCUAAAAGCUACCCACCUGGUGGUAAAAGGCGAUAG